GAAUCACAAUAUGGGCCAGUAUGGCCUGUGGUCGGUUUUUUUUGUUAUGAUUUACUUGUUUUUAAAAACUCAAUUUCCUUUCCGGUUGUGGUCAGUGCCUUCGUCUGCGUGUGCUGUGUGUGUCUAUAAAUACUGAUAAAUGCUGGAAAAGUGGCGUCGACAAAGUAACUUGUUAAAAUUAAAAUUGUGGUCCGCUUUUCGAUUUUCUAUCUAGAAACCUUUCCUUUCUGCCAUCCAAUUUUCAUAAUAUUAAUAUUCGCAUUUACCAUUACUAUUUUUCAAUGGCGAUUUCUGACUCGCUUGAUAGUAUAGGCGGAGCCGCCUCCACCACCACCACAAGCACAGAUUCCGAUCUUAACUUUUCUUUGCGGAAGAGGUCUGGCGCCGCCGCAGUUCGAGCCACCUCCGAUUCAAACGCCGCCGAACUGGAUAAUACCACCAAUGUUGACGCCGCGGCCGUUGAAGGUCCGAUGCACUCGGCGAAUUUCGCGACGACAAACGGCGAGAAUCAUAGAGGACACGAUAUACGAUUCACUUGUCGGCCUUCCGUUCCGGCGCAUCGCAGAAUCAAGGAGAGUCCUCUUAGCUCCGAUGCAAUUUUCAAGCAGCAGAGCCAUGCAGGUCUAUUCAACCUAUGUAUAGUGGUGCUUGUUGCGGUUAACAGCCGACUUAUCAUCGAAAAUUUAAUGAAGUAUGGCUGGUUGAUUAGGACUGGUUUUUGGUUUAGUUCAAAAUCCUUGAGCGAUUGGCCCCUAUUUAUGUGUUGUCUUACUCUCCCAGUUUUCCCGUUUGCUGCAUUUAUAGUUGAGAAGUUAGCACAGCAGAAGUGUUUAUCUGAACCUGUUGUUGUUUCUCUUCAUGUAAUCAUUAGUACAGCUGCAGUUUUAUAUCCAGUUUUUGUGAUCCUUAGGUGUGAUUCUGCUUUUCUCUUUGGUGUCACAUUGAUGCUCUUUGCUUGCAUCGUGUGGUUAAAGCUUGUAUCUUAUGCUCAUACUAACUAUGACAUGAGAUCACUCACCAAGUCAGUUGAUAAGGUGGAUGACUUGUCUGCUUAUCCAAAUGUGGAUUGUUCAUAUGAUGUUAGCUUCAAGAGUUUGGCUUACUUCAUGGUCGCCCCCACUUUAUGUUACCAGCCAUGUUAUCCGCGUACAGCAAGCAUACGGAAGGGUUGGGUAGUUCGUCAAUCUAUCAAGUUAAUAAUAUUUACAGGAGUUAUGGGGUUCAUAAUAGAACAGUAUAUAAAUCCCAUAGUGCAGAAUUCUCAACACCCUUUGAAAGGGAAUUUCUUAUAUGCCAUUGAGAGAGUUUUGAAGCUUUCAAUUCCUAUUCUAUAUGUGUGGCUCUGCAUGUUCUACUGCUUCUUUCACCUCUGGCUAAAUAUACUUGCUGAACUGCUUCGCUUUGGUGAUCGUGAAUUCUAUAAAGAUUGGUGGAAUGCAAAAACUGUUGAAGAGUACUGGAGAAUGUGGAAUAUGCCUGUUCAUAAAUGGAUGGUUCGGCAUAUCUAUUUUCCCUCAAUACGACACGGUAUUCCUAAGGGUGUUGCCAUUGUCAUCGCCUUCUUAGUUUCGGCUGUAUUCCAUGAGUUGUGCAUUGCUGUUCCUUGCCACAUUUUCAAGUUGUGGGCUUUUGUUGGCAUUAUGUUUCAGGUUCCUUUGGUGUUGAUCACUAAUUUUUUGCAAGCGAGGUUCGGCAAUACUAUGGUUGGAAAUAUGAUCUUCUGGUUCAUUUUCUGCAUUUUUGGUCAACCCAUGUGUGUGCUUCUGUACUACCAUGACUUGAUGAAUCGUGGGGAAAAUUGAAUAAACUUCCAACGGAUGAGAUUGCUCCAAAUGAAAACGACGAUAGAUGUUUUCUGCUGUUAUGCGGGCUAACUACGUUCAAUGUGCUGUGAAUAAGAUUUGGAGACAUUUCAUCACGACCUCUUUGAGUGAAGCUGGCGUAUUACAAAACAAUUUUCAAAAUAAAAUUUAGUGUCUCCACAGUAGUGGAGGUCCAGUUAAGGUUUAGUUUUUAGUAAAUUCAUGGUUUUCUCAUUAAUUGAUUUUAUUUCUCCGUUAUUGUAAAUUCAUGUUUAAUUGUUUUCAAAGAUCUAAAUUCACCGCUUUCGGAACCAAUGUGAUUCACCUUUUUUGUACUCGGGAUUCUAAUCCAUCUUUCAAUGAAUCACAUUUCAACCCUUAAA
Messenger RNA from Mangifera indica (mango), 2185 nucleotides. Its product is annotated as diacylglycerol O-acyltransferase 1A-like. Gene Ontology annotation, biological process: triglyceride biosynthetic process. Gene Ontology annotation, molecular function: diacylglycerol O-acyltransferase activity. NCBI's taxonomy places the organism in Eukaryota, Viridiplantae, Streptophyta, Magnoliopsida, Sapindales, Anacardiaceae. The coding region runs from base 282 to 1802 and encodes 506 amino acids. The transcript is spliced from 16 exons. The record is from RefSeq and is a predicted model, not a curated record. Gene Ontology annotation, cellular component: chloroplast envelope; endoplasmic reticulum membrane.